Molecule: messenger RNA, 2154 nt
Organism: Saccharomyces kudriavzevii IFO 1802
Lineage: Eukaryota; Fungi; Ascomycota; Saccharomycetes; Saccharomycetales; Saccharomycetaceae
Gene: SAG1
Product: Sag1p
Exons: 1
Coding region: 1-2154 (717 amino acids)
Biological process (GO): flocculation
Cellular component (GO): fungal-type cell wall
Source: RefSeq, a predicted model, not a curated record
AUGUCUACCAUCCUCAGUAUUGUUGUAUGGCUUUGUUCUUUGGCGUUUUCCUCUGCCGCGAAUAUCGACGAUAUCUCGUUUUCCAAUUUGGAAAUUGCUCCAUUGACUUCCAAUAAGCAACCCGAUCAAGGUUGGACCGCCAGUUUUGAUUUUACUAUCGCUGAUGCAUCUUCCAUCAAAGAGGGCGAUGAAUUCUCAUUGUCAAUGCCACAUGUUUAUAGAGUUAAGUUGUCAGAUGUGUCUCAAACAACUACCAUCUCAUUAAAGGAUGGUACUGAGGCUUUCAAAUGCUAUGUUUCCCAACAAGCUGCUUACCUACACGAAAAUACGAUUUUUAGAUGUACUGCUCUGACUAAAUUAUCCUCUUAUAAUACCAUUGACGGUUCCAUAACAUUUUCCCUUAAUUUCAGCAACGGUAAUUCCAAGUAUGAAUAUGAAUUAGAAAACGCGAAGUUUUUCAAGUCAGGACCCAUGCUUGUUCAGCUCGGUGAUCAAAUGUCUGACGUGGUAAGUUUCGAUUCUGCUACAUUUACAGAAAACGUUUUGCAUUCUGGGCGUACAACUGGUUAUGAUUCGUUUGAAAGUUAUCAUUUGGGUAUGCGCUGUCCUAACGGAUAUUUCUUAGGUGGUACUGAAAAGAUAGAUUACGACAAUUCUGAACAGAAUGUUAAUUUGGAUUGCUCUUCAGUUCAGGUUUAUUCAUCCAAUGACUUUAACGAUUGGUGGUUUCCACAAAGCUACAAUGAUACAAAUGCCGACGUUAGCUGUUUUGGUAGCAGCUUAUGGAUUACACUUGACGAAAAAUUAGAUAAUGGUGAAAUGGUAUGGGUAAACGCGUUGCAAUCCCUUCCUGCGGGUACAAACACUGUAGAUCAUGCACUGCAAUUCCAAUAUUCAUGUUUCGACACCAUAGCAAAUACUACAUACGCUACACAAUUUUCGACUACUAGGGAAUUUAUUGUUUAUCAGGGCAAGAAUCUCGCCACUGCCAGCGCUAAUACAUCAACUACAACUACUGGAUGGGUAUCAGCUACUACUACCGGGUGGACUUCAACUACUACAACUGGAUGGACAAGUAUAUACGCUAGCACGUAUUCCACUGAAUCCACCGUCACGAUUGGAAAAGACACUCAAACCACGCCGGAAGUAAUCAUCCACGAGGGGACUUCUAGCACACAGUUGGCUUCAACUACUAAAACUGGAUGGACAAGUACAUACGCUAGCACGUAUUCCACUGAAUCCACCGUCACGAGUGGAGAAGACACUCAAACCACACCGGAAGUAAUCAUCCACGAGGGGACUUCUAGCACACAGUUGGCUUCAACUACUAAAACUGGAUGGACAAGUACAUACGCUAGCACGUAUUCCACUGAAUCCACCGUCACGAGUGGAGAAGACACUCAAACCACACCGGAAGUAAUCAUUCACGAGGAGACUCCCAGCAUACAGCUAACUUCAACCACCGUACUUAUUGAAAGUACAACUAUUGGAUGGACAGACGCUGUGAGAACUGUCACUUCACACUUUACCUCCUCUUUUCCUGCAAUGAUCAAUAGCAUACCACGGGUCUCUUCAUCCGUAGCGUUUAAAACGUCGGAUGCUUCAAUUUCCAGCACCAAAUCCGAGUACACUACAAUUAUUGCCAACACCACCUCUGUUUCCCCUGGAAAUUCAGAGACGAUUGUAAAUGAAACUUUUGCAUCCUUCACGAGAAGCUUCUUUUACGCCUCCCCUAGCUGCUCACUAUCACCCGAUCCAUCCUUUUCUAUGUCUGCUCCACCUGAUUCAUCUCUACGCGUAAGCAAAUCAUUGUCUAGCCUUGCGCAUACCUCUGGACCAACAUGUAACUCAUCCAUGGAAACGAAAAAUACAGAAGCCUAUGAGUACGCGACUUUAACAACAUCUAAAGCAGGCUCCAGCCCAUUGAGUGGAAUAGCAACUUCAUCUCAUGAGAAUGAAAUCGGUGGCUCCUCGACGUCGUCUUUGAUAGCACAUUACUCUUCUGCUCCAUACGGCCAACCAUCUUCGCUUAAUUUACAACUGAGCCCUACAUCAACCUCUAUUAUUUCAAUAUAUGAAGGUGAUGCUUGUACUUUUCCAUCGAGUGAACUGAGUUCCAUCUUUUUUCUUGUUAUAUCGUGCCUGCUGUGUUAG